UUUGUCUGGUUGGCGGCGCGAAGUUUUGCCUGUGACGCGCCAGUUGUUGUUUGGCAACACUUGAGCAAAGCAUUCAUUUCCGGCAGAUUUAUUUGUUUCCUGCGAACUUUGUAAGCGCAUCGUAAACCCUUCAGCCAUCCAUUCGUUCUCCACAAAUUCGCAUCUCGCAUCGUCACACACAGUUUGAAAUGAGUGUUUCCGCUGCAUUUAAUGUGCAAUAAUCCUUUAGUGUGGAAGUGUCAUAGAUUCAAGUGUUGCAGCAGCUGCGUUCUAGUGUGCCACAACGCGUAGACUGUAGACGCUGUGUGCAUUUGUGUAUGAGCGCAGGUGCCAAAAUGACAACCAGUGAUGAAUUUUGCCGCGAUCAUUACGAGCAUCCAUUAUUGUGGUGCGACGACAAGAAACGUUUGGUGGAGCGUAAAAACGCGGAGGAGAGUAUGCGUAUGUGGCGGCGUCGCAAGGCUGAGGAAGUGGCGCGCAAGGAGAAGGACAAAGCUGAGUACUACGAACUCUCCGUUAAACAUUACCCCUGGGGUCGUCCUGGUGGUGGCGCACCAAAUUUGGAUAUCAGACGCAAGGAUAUCACAGCCGUUGGCCUACAUUCCACGCCCACAAUUAGUACCAUGCAUCGCCUGAACUGUUGGCAACCCUGUCGCUACAAUGACUACUUCUCGCAACGUAAAAAAUGCCAUGACCCCGCCACCUGUUAUCAUCAUCAUCUACAUCAUCACAUCCCACCAUUACCGCCUGCACCGCCACCAGCACCGCACGUCACCACGCACACACACACUGUACAAACCACCACCGAUGCUUGUCAUCCGGGCGCCGGCGGCGUUCUGACCGUUUGCGAGCGUAGCGUUGGAGAUGUUGGUGUUGGCGCAAAAGCUGUUGGUGCCACCAAGAGCAAUGUGACCGGCAGUAGCAGCGUUGGUGGCAUUGGUGUUGGUUUGGGCGCCACAAAAAACGGUGAGACCUUGCAUAUAACGCUCAAAGAUCAUCCAUCUAUGUCAUUUCGCAAUAAAGGACAUCUCGACAUUGAGGUACGCUAUAAACCGGGUGCUGCCGGGGGUGGUAAGGGUAAGCCGUUGCUAGAAAAGAUUGUAGUAUCGGAUAGCGAUAAGUGCCCGUUGGUGGAAGGUGUACAGUCGCAAUCGUUGUUAAAGGGUUCGCCACGCAAGAAGAAGCUCGUCGCCAAGCUGGAAAAGCCGCUGAGUAAAGAUCCCUGGGGUAAGGCAGGGCCUGGCGGCAAACCGUGGCGCAGUCCGAAAGCGGCGGGUAGCACCUUUAUGAAAUCGCUGGGUUGGACCAACAAGGAGAUGCUGAAAGAUCUCGAUCAGGAUAAUCCCGUUACGCCGGCCGAGAAGCCAACAUUCCGCAAAGUACGCACCAACAAAAAGGUACAACGUUGCUGUGAGCUCUGCAUUUGCACCUGCCCUGGCAUGGUUACCAAUAAGGGGUGUGGUGGUGGCGUUGCUGCCAUGCGGACAUUGAAAAAGCCACAUCAAAGCUCACCUAAUAAAGGCCAAAGCCAUACUACUACAACAAAUCCACAAACAACAACAACAACUGCCGCUAUAAAACAAAAACACUGCCCACGCUUUGUACGCCAUUGUGAAGCGACUCUGGGCACUAGCAACACGAACAAUACCGAACAGACCAGUGCCAAUACGGGUGGUGAGGGCGUGGAAUUGGUGCCAUUGUUGGCACGUCGACGCGCCAAUGCACGUCCUGUUAGCCUUUCCAGCACGGAUGUGACCAAGCGCACCGCCUUCAAAGAUAGACUUGCCACCGCACAAGACAUUCGCUAUCUGCACGACUUGAACACACAAAUGUCCGUGAAGCGACAGACGACAUGCGCGGAGCAGCAAACGAGCGCGAACUUUGCAGCAAACACUUCGAAACGUUCGACACCUUUUGGGUCGGCCGGGACACGGAGCGCCGGGGAGGUGACGGCAAAGCAGAAAUUGGACAAUUUGCUUUAUGGCGCCAGCAGCGAAUGCUGGAAUUGAGUAGCGGCGCCUCACCGUUGCCGGAAAGAAGCAAAUCCAGUGCAUUGACGCUUCGCGUGACGCGCUGGAGUGAGGAAGGAUAACCAUUAGAAGAAGGAGAGGAGAAAGAACACUGAAACACUUUAAAUUGACUUUUGUUCGAAAGAUUUGUUACUUAAGCAAAAAGUUGUGCAAUUCAAUUACUUUUUAUCUUGCAUAAGCAGAUACAUAUGUACAUAUACAUAUAUGUGUAUGUGUGUGCGUGUGCAUUAUUUGUUUUUAAUCGAAACGAAAGCGAAAUGUCAUGGCGCGAGAAAUUUUGUCGAUUUGCCAGGUUGCAAGUUACACAAAGUUGAAACGAAAAUGUGGAGAUGAUCAGGAAAAUGGAAUUAAUUUUAUAAAUUAAGUUGCCUUAAAUGUUAUUUAAAUUUUUGUUUUCACGUAAGAUAUGUUUCUGUAUCACUUAAUUCAUUUUUUCUACUAAGCUGUAAUUUGUAGUUGUUGUAAAUUUCAAAGCUGGCUUUCGCUGUAUUAUGUAAGUCAAACGGUUGGAAUUUCUAGAAAAUUAGCUAAGAAAUUAUUUCAAUUAUAUUAAAUUGUAUAAUUUAUAGUUAUUGACGCAUGGGCAUAGAUUAAAGUAAAAUACAUUUCAGACAAAAAAUUUCAUGUAAAUUGUAAAUAUACUAAUUUGUCAAUAAAUAUCAAAUGUUAAACUAA
Bactrocera oleae (olive fruit fly) is the source of this 2705-nucleotide messenger RNA. RefSeq lists its product as uncharacterized. The record is from RefSeq and is a predicted model, not a curated record. Lineage: Eukaryota; Metazoa; Arthropoda; Insecta; Diptera; Tephritidae.